This is a messenger RNA of Chelmon rostratus (copperband butterflyfish), 4640 nucleotides long. It is a transcript of the gene ddx61, whose product is annotated as DEAD (Asp-Glu-Ala-Asp) box helicase 61. The transcript has 13 exons. NCBI's taxonomy places the organism in Eukaryota, Metazoa, Chordata, Actinopteri, Chaetodontiformes, Chaetodontidae. Bases 742 to 2163 code for a protein of 473 amino acids. Gene Ontology annotation, biological process: P-body assembly; cytoplasmic stress granule assembly. The record is from RefSeq and is a predicted model, not a curated record. Gene Ontology annotation, cellular component: cytoplasmic stress granule; P-body. Gene Ontology annotation, molecular function: RNA helicase activity; ATP binding; mRNA binding.
CGCGGCCAUCUUGAAUUUCUGAGAUACUGAGAGAAGAGACAAAAGAGCGACAAGUACCCUGGAUUUUUGUUGGUCUGCAGUCCCUUAAACACUUUGCAGACUGCCAUCUCAACUUUUGCUGCACAAGUUAAGGAAACUCGAACAAGAUAACUUCAGAUAUUCAAAGUGGACUGUCCAUACUAAAGAAAAGAGUUACUUUUUUGAGCCAGUAUUAAGCCUCAGCAAAGACGUGCAAAGACUUUUGAUGUCCAAGGAAGAAAUCAUAAGAAUACUCUGAGACGUGACCAAUCUGAUUAUAUUUUUCUACUUGCAAUUCUGAAUGUAUAAACAUAGCACUUGGACUUAAAACGCCAAGAUAUCGAAAGAACGCAAAGAAAAUUCAGGAUCAUCAUCACAGCAAGGAUGAUGGUACACUGCCAAACUUUCUAAAAGACAAUAAGAGGUUGUUUUGGUCACAUGUUUGAUUUAUUUAUUCAUAUGAAUGUUAAUUUCUCCCUUUUUGGAGAGUUGUCUUGUAAAUAGACAUAAUUCAUACGCAGGCCUCUUCUUUUCAAGAGGUCUGAACGUCAGAUUGUGUACACGAUACAUUCUUUAAAGAGAAACGAUAAUCGAUAAAAAGUUUUAUUUUUUCAGCUUUUAGUUUUUUUGCGGGAGCAUUAAUUGAAACAGCUCAGUGGAACAAGACAAAAAUAUAAGUACAACACUUACUGCAAGAAAACUCCCAGGUAAGGCAUUGAACCCAUGGCUACAGCAAGAACAGCAAACCCAGCACCAAUGAUUGGAUUGAACAAACCAGCACAUGGGCAGUUCAGAGGACAGACUAAGCCAGCCGGACAGCAGCUUAGUACCCUUCAGAAGAUGACCAGCAUUCCUCAGAGCAGUGGGGGCAUCAAGUUUGGUGAUGACUGGAAGAAAUGCUUGGAGCUUCCUCCAAAAGACAGCAGGAUAAAAACUUCGGAUGUGACAUCAACAAAGGGAAAUGAAUUUGAAGACUACUGCCUAAAGCGGGAACUUCUGAUGGGAAUCUUUGAAAUGGGAUGGGAGAAACCCUCACCCGUCCAGGAGGAAAGCAUCCCCAUCGCUCUGUCAGGCAGAGACAUUCUGGCUCGGGCCAAGAAUGGCACAGGAAAAAGUGGUGCCUACCUCAUCCCUCUCCUGGAAAGAAUAGACCUGAAGAAGGAUCACAUCCAGGCCAUGGUAUUGGUGCCAACAAGAGAGUUGGCCCUACAGGUGAGCCAGAUCAGCAUUCAGCUCAGCAAGCACCUCGGAGGGGUCAAGAUCAUGGCUACCACAGGUGGCACUAACUUGAGGGAUGACAUCAUGCGUCUUGAUGAGAUAGUGCAUGUAGUGAUUGCUACACCAGGCAGGAUACUAGACCUGGUGAAGAAAGGUGUGGCAAAGGUGGAUAAGGCACAAAUGACAGUGAUGGAUGAGGCAGAUAAGUUGCUGUCCCAGGACUUUGUGACCAUUAUUGAGGAGAUUAUCAGCUUCUUGCCAAAGGAACGUCAGAUCCUGCUUUACUCUGCUACUUUCCCCAUCAGUGUGCAAAAAUUCAUGACCAAGCACAUGAAGAAGCCUUAUGAGAUCAACCUAAUGGAGGAAUUGACGUUAAAGGGCAUCACUCAGUACUAUGCCUAUGUGACUGAAAGGCAGAAGGUCCAUUGUCUCAACACACUCUUUUCUAGGCUUCAGAUCAAUCAGUCAAUCAUCUUUUGUAACUCCACCCAGAGGGUUGAGCUUCUGGCCAAGAAAAUCACCCAGCUGGGCUACUCGUGCUUCUACAUUCAUGCAAAGAUGAUGCAGGAAUACAGGAACCGUGUGUUUCAUGACUUCAGGAAUGGAUUGUGCAGAAACCUGGUCUGCACAGACCUAUUCACUCGAGGAAUUGACAUCCAGGCAGUAAAUGUGGUCAUCAAUUUUGACUUCCCCAAAAGUGCAGAGACAUACCUGCACCGCAUUGGCAGAUCAGGGCGUUUUGGACACCUGGGCCUGGCCAUCAAUCUGAUAACUUCAGAUGACCGCUACAACCUGAAGAACAUUGAGGAUCAACUGGUUACUGAAAUUAAGCCGAUCCCCAGCAGCAUUGAUAAGAGCCUGUAUGUGGCAGAGUUUCACUCCGUUGACCCAGAUGAUGAUGGCAUCGAAGGCGGAGCCAAAAACUAGAAACUGUGAGCAGCCUGAAUGAAUGGAGAAACAUGGCGCCUGGCAUUCAUCACACAAUAUUGGUGACGCAUCGCACAAGAGUCCAAGUGAAGAUUUCUGUUUCACACUUUUACCAUCAAAAUGGUUUAUAUUAUAUCCUUUCAUCCCUUCAUGUCUCUGUAUAUGUGGUUUGGGCUUUUGGUGAAGUCUGUCUUUUUCUUUUUUUCUUUGCUGUGUGAACAAAAAUGUGAAACCAAAUGUAGACUUAGAGGACAGAGCCCAGCACACAUCCUUGCUGUGCAGAUGAAUACAUAUGGCCAUGGUCACAUCCUGCUGACAUGCCAUUUGAGCAGAUGCUUUAAAGGAAGCGCAUGCGGUUGCUCAAAGGUGCUCUGUUGUAUUGAAAUCUUUUUGAAAUCCAUCAGAAGAUAGGUAGACUAUGACCAUAAAAGACAUGCACAUGCUUGAUAACAAUACUCAAUAAGGCUCUGGCAUUUAAAUGAUCCUCAGUAUUAAAUGGUCACUAGUACAGAUAUUAACAUCAUUAUACCACCAGCACAGCAUGAAAUGUGUAGAGGUUUGUGUUGUUUGCACCCAAUUUGGACCCAACCACCUGCAUGUACAUCAUCUGCUGUGCAGUUUGGGCAGCCUGCCUCCUCUAGCCUCAGUUUGCUUUGUCUGCAUACCUCUGCUGUAACACGUGGUUAUCUGUUACUGCUGCCUUCCUGUCAGCGUGAACCAGUCUAGCCAUUCUCCUCUCAUCAACAAGGCGCUUUUGCCAUCACACUCCUGGGUUGCUUGUUUUGUACCACUGUCUAUAAAACUAAAAGUGUGAAAAUCCCACUACAUUAGCAUGAGCAAUCAUUCCACAGUCAAAGUCACUCAGAUCACAUGCCCUGCUCAUUUUUCAUGUUUGGUUUGGACAACUGAACUAUUUUGACCAUGUCUGCCUGCUUUUAUACAUGUGGCUGAAUAGAUGUUUACAUUGAUGAGCAGGGGUGUCUAAUGUGCCCACUGAAUGUAGUUAUUUUUGUAGCUUUGGCCAUCAAUCCUGUUUGCCCGCCGGCUUUAUUGCUGAAGUUUGGGGACACAGUGGUGAAGUAAUAUACACAUCCACAACUUAACCAAAUUAUCAAACCAAAUUCUAAAGGGAACCAAAGUUGGAAGAGUAGACAAAGAAUUACAUAAGAAAAGAAAGGGCUUCAGAAAACAGCACAAUGUUAAAAAGACAGCUGUUUUGGUGCUCUCGCACAAGGCACCUGAAACAGUGUUGCUGAUAGUGAACUUGAUAUUUUUUUUAUAUUUAAGGUAUACUGUGCUGGAUUACUGUUUGUAAACAAACAGUUUUUGGUUCUGUGUCUGAGGUGUGCUGCUUAUGGUCUAGCACCUGGUUGCUGCCUUUUUAUCAAGUCCUGACUUCACCUACUUGUUGUCAUUGGGUGGUGCCUACAAACCAAGUGCCCCAAGGUUGCAACCUAGAAAGGUCCCAAUCACAGCAAAAAUAAGAAGAACCAGUCGUGGUUCAUAAGUGAUGAUUGAGAAGGAUUAGUUCUGGAUGAGUCUGCACAUUUUUGUUAAAGAAAAUCCUGCAUAUUAAAGCAUUUGAUGUCGGUGACACUGUAGUGCAUUUUUGUCAGAGCACUGAUCCAGUAUUGAAGUAUUUGUGAAUUUCCUUUGAUCCAUUACACCAGGCAGCAUAUUCUCAGGUUUUGCGGGUAUCAGUAUUUAACCUGACAGAAUGAGAGGGGCAUUAGUUAACAUUGUGUUGGCACCGGUCAACUUGUUCAGUCAUGUCAUUGUGGCUUCUGUGUCCCUACUUCCCUCCACAGUGCCUUAGUCUAACCUCUACAUUGCCCAGGCCCUUGUCCUACCUUUGUAUUGUAGAGGAAAUGGCACCCAAACAAUUCCUUUUUAGUUAUGUUUUGAAAGCACAGUUACAGUCUGAAAGGAUUUGCAGUUUUCCUUAUUUGUAACAAAUGCAUUUGUCUUAUAAGAAAUGGUACAAAUGAUCAGCUAAACUGCUCUUGUCUGAAUGUAUUACAUCCUUGGACUACUUGACUGCAACACAAUGUCACAGAAAUGGUUGUCUCGAAUUUAUAACAUUAACACUGUGAAGUUUCCAGUUACUUUUUUUUUUUUUGUUUCUUUGCCUGACCAUUACUGCCAAGCACCAGCAGGGAGGGGACUAUUGUGUGUGUCCUCUUCCAAAAUAUCUGAAGUAGUCAAUAACCUAAUCUUUGUUCAUGUCUGACUCUGGAGUGCCCUAUUUGAUGAUUGGUCCCUCACAUAUAGCCUCAGUGCAGGCAGUACUUGAAUCAAUACAUGUAAUGUGAUAGAAAAAAAAAAUUCUCAGGGUUUUGUAACCUGUGGCCAUUUUGUCCCAUCACUUCAUUCUAGAAAAAGAAAAAUCUUCAUGGCUUUAUCAGAUUCGUCAUUAAGUAGAAAACAGAUGGGCAAGAAUUUUUCAGUGCCAGCGCCUCAAUCCAAUAAAGUUUGAA